CAGCACUACCCUCCCCUUGACCAUGGCCAGCUUAAUUGCAAUACUCGACCUCAAAGGCAAGCCGCUUAUUACACGAACGUACCGCGAUGACGUACCGACGUCGUAUAUUGAGCGGUUUAUGCCCAUCGUGCUGGACAUCGAGGAGGAGGGCCAGCAGGUUACGCCGUGUUUCUCGAGGGAGGGCGUGAAUUACAUGCAUAUCCGACAUUCGAAUCUGUACCUGCUGGCCUUGUCAAAACGAAACUCGAACGCGGCGGAGAUCAUCAUAUUCCUGCACAGACUGGUGUCGGUGCUGACCGAGUACUUCAAGGAGCUCGAGGAGGAAUCUAUCCGGGACAACUUUGUGAUUAUAUAUGAGCUUAUGGACGAGAUGAUGGACUUCGGGUAUCCGCAGACGACGGAGAGUAAGAUUCUGCAAGAGUACAUUACACAGGAGAGUCACAAACUGGAGGUACAGGUGCGCCCACCGAUGGCGGUCACAAACGCGGUCUCGUGGCGCACGGAGGGGAUCCGAUACCGGAAGAAUGAAGUGUUCCUGGACGUUAUCGAGAGCGUGAACCUGCUUGUGAACGCAAACGGCAAUGUUGUGCGCUCUGAGAUCUUGGGCGCGGUCAAGAUGAAGUGCUACCUCUCCGGCAUGCCCGAGCUACGGCUAGGACUUAAUGACAAAGUCAUGUUCGAAACCACCGGGCGAACAUCCCGCGGGAAAGCGAUUGAGAUGGAGGACGUCAAGUUCCACCAGUGCGUGCGGCUGUCGCGGUUCGAGAACGAUCGCACAAUCUCGUUCAUCCCUCCCGACGGCGAGUUUGAGCUCAUGUCUUACCGCCUCUCAACGCCCGUGAAGCCGCUGAUUUGGGUCGAGGCCGCCGUGGAGAGCCACAAGGGCAGCAGGAUCGAGUACAUGGUCAAGUGCAAGGCGCAGUUCAAGCGGCGGAGCACGGCGAAUAAUGUCGAGAUUUACGUGCCGGUUCCGGACGAUGCAGAUAGCCCCAAGUUCAGGGCGUCGACGGGGAGCGUGCAAUACGCGCCGGACAAAUCGUGUUUCGUGUGGAAGAUCAAGCAGCUGGGUGGAGCGCGUGAGUUCCUCAUGCGCGCGCACUUUGGACUGCCGAGUGUACGGGCAGAGCAAGACGCGGAGAAGCGGGCACCAAUCACGGUAAAAUUCGAGAUCCCUUACUUCACUGUGUCAGGGAUCCAGGUGCGGUACUUGAAGAUUGUGGAGAAGAGCGGGUACCAGGCACUGCCCUGGGUACGGUAUAUCACGCAAAAUGGGGACGAUUAUAGUUUGCGGACGGCAAUUGAGAAGGGAAGCGCCCCUAUUGUACCCAUGUAAAUGUAAUUGUGCUGUUGGAUACUGGAUUUAUUAGGGUUUGUUACCC
Gloeophyllum trabeum ATCC 11539 is the source of this 1379-nucleotide messenger RNA. RefSeq names its product clathrin adaptor, mu subunit. Gene Ontology annotation, molecular function: clathrin-cargo adaptor activity. The record is from RefSeq and is a predicted model, not a curated record. Gene Ontology annotation, cellular component: clathrin-coated vesicle; clathrin adaptor complex. The coding region runs from base 23 to 1333 and encodes 436 amino acids. Gene Ontology annotation, biological process: vesicle-mediated transport; intracellular protein transport. The transcript is spliced from 7 exons. NCBI's taxonomy places the organism in Eukaryota, Fungi, Basidiomycota, Agaricomycetes, Gloeophyllales, Gloeophyllaceae.